CAUUGCUGUACUACAAUGCUCCAAUUUCUGCUUACAGAAGCUGAUAAGUCUUGAUGCCAUAUUUCGAUUUCCCUUGACAGCGGCAAGCUAGAGACCCUCGUAGUCGGGCAAGUGUGGUGGUUUAAGAUCGGGAGCCGUGCUCAACAAUGACAUGAGACUGUCCACUCGACAAACCCGAAACGCCGACCAGCCACCUACUCCAGCAAGCACCGACUUUUCCGUUUCAAACAUCUCAGCAUCUUGCACUGUCCAACAAACCAUCAACGCGAUCUUGGACUUCGAGUGCCAUUUCAGCAUCAUGCCUCCAGCUACACCGACCGCCAGCGGUCCAUCGACGCGUGGUAACGCGAAACGGGCGUCAGCGUCAAACAACGACUCCACCCUCCGAUCGAAGCGUGUGAAGGUCGAGCAGCCUGCUGACUCGAAUCCAGAACCUGGGGACCAGGACCAGGACCAGGAUCAGUCUAAUGAGGAGGAUGAAGGAGAAGACGAUGAUGCCGAAGAUGAUCAGAACGGCAACGUGCUGCCGACAUCGAAACAAAUUCUGCAUGGAUUAUUCGAGAAUCGAAUUGGUCUUAUAGCAGCGACGCUGUCUGCAAGGCUGCGAGAAAGAGCACAAGCGCACUUGGGACUCCUUGAACCUCUAGAGAAGCCCUUGCCAACGAUCGAUUCAAAUGGCAACGCUAUAGAGUACACUCUUUCGAGCUGGAAGCGAAAGCUUGAAGAAGAGACCGAGACCACCGACCUUGUCGCGUCCAAAAGAUCUCGAGUUUUUCCUACCGAUGUCAAGGGUGCACAAACCGCCCUCGUCGACUUGGAAAGAACAAAACAAUCUAGGAGAGAAAUCAACAAAGCUAUAGAUCUGACCGCAUCUUUCGAAAAAGAUUUGAUUACCCAAGCUUGCGAAGUUUCGAACCAGUUCAUCGCAUAUAUGAUGAGUCACGACAAUUUGUUAGAGAAAGAGGUCACCAUGUUCACGUCUGGCAUAGAUCGAUACACGAGGAGACCCUGAAGACAUGGUACGUCCGCCAGGUCAUGUCUGUCAGGACGAUCAAUCCAUCCACAACCGGCUUACGCUCAAUUCCGACCUCCGCUGCCUUCCACACGAGGCAAGGCUCGACCGCAAGACUGUAUCACAUCAUCAGCGUGGUUCUAUUCUGAUACCAUCUAACACGGUCAUUAACAUGUCCACCGUGGAGUUUUUAUGACAGCUGGUUCUUGAUAUUGAAAGGAUACACCCUGUUUUUAGUAUUGUCAUAUGGCGUCUUGGCCGUUC
Messenger RNA from Aureobasidium pullulans EXF-150, 1276 nucleotides. RefSeq lists its product as uncharacterized. The coding region runs from base 152 to 1012 and encodes 286 amino acids. The record is from RefSeq and is a predicted model, not a curated record. NCBI's taxonomy places the organism in Eukaryota, Fungi, Ascomycota, Dothideomycetes, Dothideales, Saccotheciaceae. The transcript has a single exon.